AUGACAGCCACGGAAACCCUCCGGGCUAAUUCCGGCAUCACCUUCAAGCCCCUUGCGCCAACGUUCGGGGCAGAGUGUGUCGGAGUCGACUUUUCCAAGCCCGUCCCGGGGUCCACCGUCCAGAUCAUCCGGGAUGGCAUGGCCAGGUACGGCGUGCUCGUCUUCCGUGGGACGCAGCUGGACGAUGCCGGCCACGUGGCGUUUGCCGCCCAGUUUGGCGACCUGGACGACCAGACGCCCUGGAUUCACCCGGGCACGCCCUACCGCCUCGGCCAGUACACGCAGCUGAGCGACGUGGGCAACAUCGAGGUCGACGGCCACAUCGUGCAGAAGGAGGACAUCCGCUACCAGAUCAACCAGGGCAACAAGCUGUUCCACGUCGACUGCAGCUACAACCCCCGCCGCGCCGGCUACUCCAUGCUGCGGGCUCACACCCUGCCGCCUAAGGGCACGGGUGGCGGCACAGCCUUCGCCGACACGCGGACCGCCUACGACGACCUGGACGCCGAGAGCAAGGACAGGAUCAAGGACCUGGUCCUGUGGCACAGCCUGUGGCACUCGCGGCGGCUCGGCGCUCCGGACAGCGCCGUUCUGCAGAGCGUCAACCCGGAGGACCACGCCAUGGCCCGGCACAAGCUCGUGCAGCUGCACGAGCCCAGCGGCCGCACGAACUUGUACAUUGCCUGGCACGCGUACCGCGUCGACGGCUGGACGCGCGAGGAGAGCCGGCCGCUCAUCGAGGCGCUGCUCGAGCACGCCAGCCAGGAUAAGUACACGUUCCAGGUCGACUGGGAGAACAACGGCGAUUUGAUUAUCUGGGACAACACUUGCGUUAUGCACCGUGCCACUGGCGGCACCUAUCAGGGCAAGUAUGUGCGUGAUAUGCGGAGGGCGACGGUUCUGGACUCGUCGUCAACCGCUUGGGGUCUCAACGACCAAACCGUGGAGCGGUCGGGCAUGUUUGCGUCUACCACCAAGAACACCAAGUGGGUCGACGGUCAAGAUGUCAAGACCCAGGCGGCUUGA
Parathielavia appendiculata is the source of this 1026-nucleotide messenger RNA. Its product is annotated as taurine catabolism dioxygenase. The record is from RefSeq and is a predicted model, not a curated record. The coding region runs from base 1 to 1026 and encodes 341 amino acids. The transcript has 2 exons. Gene Ontology annotation, molecular function: oxidoreductase activity. NCBI's taxonomy places the organism in Eukaryota, Fungi, Ascomycota, Sordariomycetes, Sordariales, Chaetomiaceae.